Molecule: messenger RNA, 1538 nt
Organism: Neurospora crassa OR74A
Lineage: Eukaryota; Fungi; Ascomycota; Sordariomycetes; Sordariales; Sordariaceae
Exons: 3
Coding region: 535-1134 (199 amino acids)
Source: RefSeq, a predicted model, not a curated record
CGAGGAAGCAACCAUGGUACGGGAUACCUUACCCGUUGAGAUUAAGAGGGCUUGAUGGUAGUGGGAAGCAGGGAAACAAAAAUGAAUAAGAAGCGGCCUGCAUGUCACACAAAUGGGCGGCUCCGUCCUUCUUCCACCUGAUUUAUCUUUCUGAGGAACGAUAAAAGAGUUCAUCAAUCAGAGAGUCAGAGUCAGAGUGGUGGAUGGCCGGAUAAGCAAACACAACUCUCACAUCGACGUCAGUGAUGUUUUAUCUUCCGAGAAUUUGUUCAUCGCUUUCCGUCCCAUCUUUUUCCUAUCCGAUCGCCUCCACAAUUCCGUCUUAUUCUUUCAGAUCCGACCUACCGACUCGAACGGCUUCUCUUUCUCCAAGAUACUGAGGCUCUGGACUAUUGGGUAUAAGAUUGUGACUCGACCACCGCCACAGUGCAUCUACACUAGUGCUAGACACAUAACACGACUUCAUCUACCCCACAAGGGCUUUGACAAAACAAAGCAACGGUACACGCAUACAUACCUGUUUGGACUCCCAAAAUGGCUGCUCCUCCGAACCAGGGCUUCGACACAUCCUCUCUCUCCGAAAAGGACCUACGCAUCUUCCGCCUCUACGGUCGUCUUCCAUCUAACCUCGCAUCCAAACCCCAGUCCACAUCAGCCCCCUCCUCCACUUCAACGACGCCCUACACCUCCCCUCUAAACUCGGGCUCCUCCCUCCAACCGGCAACCGUGACCAGCACUGGUCCCAGCGCAACCAACAACGCAGCAACCACCCGCUUCGCCCGCCACCUCCGAGAGCGCAAGUACUUUGACUCGGGCGACUACGCUUUGUCCAAAGCCGGGCGGGGGAAUUCGGUGGAUGUUGGCAUGAUUGGGUCUGCGCACCCGGCGCCGGAAGAGAUUCCGCAUCCCAGUCCGUUGUCCAUCAUGCAACGGAGGAGGGGGUCGAGUUUUUGUGGUGGGGUCAGUGGGACCUUUCAUUUGGGGACGCGAGACGGGGAGGGGGAGGACGAUGGAGGAGGGUUGGCGGAUUCACCUGGCCUGGGGGGGUGGGGGAGGUAUAGAAGGUCGAGUUUGAGUGUGGAGGUUGUGGAUGCUGAUGGGGGAUAUGAGGUUGGAGUGGAUGGGAGGAAAUGAUCAUGGGUGGUGGUGUUGUUUGUUGUUGGUGGAGGUAGUUGGGUUCCUGGAUGCGUUGAGGGAUCUUUAUCAUUUCUUGAUGACGGCGGCUGUUGAGCUUGUGGCCUCAUGGCCGGGAGAGAUUGUUCUGGGCCGGAGCUUCCAGAUCGUCGUUGGUGUGGGAUGCGUGGUCUUUGGUCAUUUCAUUUUGCAUCGUCGGGUUUGCAGGCGACAUAUUGUGAAAAUCAUGUGUGGCUUUUGGAAUGCGCUCAUCGUGUAUUUCAUAUCCAAGUUGUGGUUGAUGAACGUAUUCGUACCGCAUAACUGGAAAAUUGUCAGUUCCCAAUGACUGUUUAUACUCAUUCCAGCAUUUUGUUGAAUUUGUGCAAAGUGCAAGUUCUCGCUCUCACCUUACUUGUAUCGGC